GGUGUAAACUGUAAAUCCACACAUUUCCGCUUUCUCUCUGUCUCAGUUUAUCACAGAGCAUUUGCUGUAAAACAAUCUCAUUCGUUGUCUUCUUCAUCUUCUCCAAAAGAAAACGAGAAGUAGAGAUGGCACCCAAAAAGAGAACGGCAGUGGAUCCUUCUUCUAGGGUGACUCGGAGCUCAAACCGCCUCGUCAACGCCAACUCCGACACCCAACCGCAGCCGCCGAAGGCCAAGAAACCCAAAAAAGCCGUCGCCCCGAAGAAAGCCCAACAGCCGCCGCCCGCCGAAGAUGAGGAAAAAGGCCAGCCCCAGUCGUCACCGGAGAAGCCGCAGUUGUCACCGGAGAAGCAAGGCGCAGAGGUUUCAGAUGUUGCCUCGAAGACCAUCAUCAUCGAGCACUGCAAGCAGUGCAACUCGUUCAAGACUCGGGCUUUAAAGGUGAAAGAAGGGCUAGAGAAAGCCAUUCCCGGCGUGAAAGUGGUGGUUAACCCGGAGAAGCCGAGAAGGGGCUGCUUCGAGGUCCGUGAAGAAGAUGGGGAGAAGUUCAUCAGCCUUCUGGAAAUGAAGAGGCCGUUUCAGCCGAUGAAGGAUCUUGACAUGGACGAGGUCAUCUCCGGCAUCAUUGAGAAAAUCAAAUGAAAUAUCAAAUCAAAGUUAGUCUUUGAUUUCUUCAUCUUCUCCCUUUUUUGCUGCAGUUAAUUUCACAAACAUUGAUGUGCACUCAUGGAGUUGAACAAACUGUGCUUGACAGUGUGAUCUGAAAGCUCUUCCCUUUUCUUUUGUGGUUAUAAUGUUGAUUAAUCUGUGAUGUGGAAUCCUUUGUUCUAUUGAUAUCUCUUUGCUGAUUACGUUAGAAUUUAGCACUCAGUAAGAAUGUACUAAGUAUUUUUUUGAGAUAUUUUUAGUAUAUCUUGGAAGAACCUCAACAUGAGGUGGGCAAAAUUAUUCUAAACUACCUGUACAUUACCCAGAUUCUAGAAUAAAAUUGACUAGAUUUUCACACCUUAAGGACUUCAAGUAACC
This is a messenger RNA of Cuscuta epithymum, 1025 nucleotides long. NCBI's taxonomy places the organism in Eukaryota, Viridiplantae, Streptophyta, Magnoliopsida, Solanales, Convolvulaceae. The record is from the annotation of a GenBank genome assembly.